AUGUCGUUCAACAAGUUUGACAUACACGGUGUUUGGGAUUUGUCUGGCCUCGGUUUCCGCGGUGCUACAUCUGAAGUAUCGGAUGUUCAAAAAAUGGGCGAGCACAAGUGGUUAGUUUUUUUUUGAAUGUGACAUCUGAAUUUCAAUGUUUGUAAUUUCAGGAGACUGUGUGUCAAUCAAGAAUCAAACAACGUGUUUGAGUUCAAAAUUGUUCAAGAUACACCAGAAGUUCCAAACAGAACAUGGAUUUUCUACUUCGAAAUCAAGUUGGCAGUUCAAACAACAAGAGAACAAGUUUUCCGUUAUAAGCGAAACUUGGUUAUCGAUCCGAGAAAAUGUGAAGGUCCGAUUAUGUUUUGGAAUUGUGAGAGAGGAUACAUCGAGAGUGUUACCUAUGAUAUGACGUGCUCUUUGUAUGAGUUCAAAGAUCCAGCGCAUUGUGAGGAGACUGGAUUGCAUCUUUUUAAAGUUGGCGAUUUGGAAUUUAUGGUUUCAAAACAAGUGAGUAGAAAAAAAUAUUUUUUUGUUUCUAUAAUCAAAAUUAAUUUUUUGUAGACAGCCAUCAAGAAGGUCUCCGAGUUCAAAAAGAAGUUCAAAAACGCGGACCACUUGGAAAUGGAAGCCGAUCCAUAUGAUGGGUUAUAUUUCAUGACAAUGGUCUGUGGUCCAGCAAAUUUUGCUGAAAAAUUGCUCAACGAUAAAAAUAUUGACAAACUUAUCGAUCUUUCCGUUGAUUUGGGAGCUAAAAGUGUCGCCAAACUCUGCGAAAAAUACAUGAUUGAUAAUGGGGAGGAUUGGUUUUUCACUCGAAAGCUUUAUAUGGCUGAUAAACUUGGAUCGCUUCGAUUUUUGGUAAGAUUUCAAUCAGAUUUCGGUGUGAACAGUAAUUUUCUUUAGAAUCGUGCAAUUAGCAGUGUCGACUACCUCUCCUCCUCCUAUCUCGCUUCGAUUUUGCGAGAUCCAAAAGCCGGAAGUUUGAAACAUAGAACUCAAGUCGAAAUGGGGAAAAAGAUUUACGCGUUGGUACAACAAGAAAGAUCUUCUCGUUGA
This is a messenger RNA of Caenorhabditis angaria, 1050 nucleotides long. NCBI's taxonomy places the organism in Eukaryota, Metazoa, Nematoda, Chromadorea, Rhabditida, Rhabditidae. The record is from the annotation of a GenBank genome assembly.